CUUUUUUCUCUUCGUCGAGGGUUGCGGAGAGGGGUGGCCGCGGGGGUGCGAGCCUGCUGGCUGCUCCCGCGCGUCAGACGGCUCCUUGGCGUCGGCGGUGAAGCAAGCAAAGAUGAACCUGUCCGUCUGCCUGCAAUGCCAGCCGCAAGACAACCUCACCUCUCACCCGCACGACCGGCCGCUGCACAAACUGAUCGGAUGGAACGUGAAGAGCGAGGAUUUGGAGCAAAUUCCGCGCCACUGGCUCUCGUACGAAGCGCCCGAGCCGGCCGUGCACUAUUUCCUCGGCUCCGUCUACGUAUUGCUGACCAUCGCGGCGCUCGUCGGCAACGGACUGGUCAUCUGGAUUUUCAGCACAGCUCGAGCGCUGCGUUCGGCAUCAAAUGUGUUCGUGAUCAACCUGGCCGUGGCCGACUUCCUCAUGAUGUCCAAGACGCCGAUAUUCAUCAUCAACUCGUUCCACGAGGGCUACGCUCUCGGUCACGUGGGGUGCCAGCUGUACGGCCUGGUCGGUGCCUACUCUGGCUUCGUGCAGGCCGCUUCCAACGCCUGCAUCGCCUACGACAGAUACAAGUGCAUCUCGAGCCCUCUGGACGGCAAAGUGGGCAAAAAGAAAGCAAUCACUUUGGCCCUGCUGACCUGGACGUGGGCCACCCCCUGGGCGCUGCUGCCCCUCUUCCAGAUCUGGGGCAGAUUCGUGCCAGAGGGCUAUUUGACGAGCUGCACGUUCGACUACAUGAACCAGGGGCUGUCGAACCGUCUGUUUGUGCUGACCAUCUUCGUUUGCGCGUACCUCAUUCCCAUGUCUCUGGUCAUCUACUUCUACUCGCAGAUCGUCGGCCUUGUGGUCGAUCACGAAAAGGCGCUCAAGGAACAGGCGAAAAAGAUGAACGUCGAGUCGCUGCGCCGGCGAAUGAAGGCCAACACCUCGGCCGAGAUCCGCAUCGCCCGCGCCGCCAUCGGCAUCUGCCUCCUCUACGUCAUCUCGUGGACACCCUACGCCAUCGUCGCACUCAUAGGCGUCUUUGGAAAUCAGGCGCUGCUGAGGCCGGAAGUGUCGAUGGUGCCGGCGCUGUUCUGCAAGCUGGUGGCGUGCGUGGACCCGUACGUGUACGCCAUCAGCCACCCGCGGUACCGCGCAGAGCUCAACUCGAGGUGGCCGUGGCUGCACAUCAAAGAGCCGCCGGCCCCGACGCCGCACUCGGAAAACGCGUCCCUUGGCAGCCAGGCCGCCGCCUCGCUCUGAACCCAAUCCGACAAAUGGAUCGACCCCGACUCGCUGCUCUACACGCACUUUUUCAUCUCGUCGACACAUCAAUUUGCGACUUUUUGUCCCUCGACACCCCUAUUUUUGAUUGCCGAAUUUCAUGCGGCAACGUCUGCUCUUCUAAAUUACUUGAAAAUUUUACUAAAAAAUACGAAAAUCAAUUAAGUAAAGAGUUUUAAAGGUUAAAUGAUGAUGUUAUGUAAUUUUUGCUUCUGUAAAAAUUUAAAAAAUUAUUUCAAACGAUUCGAUGAAACUAAAAAAGUAUGGACGAUUUUUUUAAAGAACAGAAAUAUUACGGUGAUUAUUAAUUUAUUUAUUUGAAAUACGUCAGAGUGGACCAAAGCAAUGCUCAAAAAUUAUUUGGAAAAUAGUUGUGUUUUCGACAAUCAUUUAAAAUAUGCACAAAGCAAUUCAACCCCCAAUCCUCGUGAAGUGGGACGUCAACAGAGUUUAUCUGAUUUAAAUAAUCAUUUUAUGACAGACAUUCAAUAACCGUGUAUUUUUUUUCACGCGAUUUAAUAAAGGUCUCAGUUUCUCCUUACUAACAAUUAAAGUGAAUAAAAAAGUGACGCGCGCUGAAGAUUUGUACUUUAACAUAAUCAUGUCAGAACUUCGGAACCAUCGAGAGAAUCAUUUUUUAACAUGACGUGAAUGAAAACGCCUGCAGAAACGCUGAGUUAUGCAACCUGCACGACCUAUUUUCAAACUAUUGCGCAAGAAUUUAACUAAACAUAAACAAUUUUUCAGGAUAUUAAAUAACCAACAAAAAAAUAAAUAUCAAAUCAAAAUCUUGAAAGCGGUGAAUGUUAAAAAUAAAAAAACUUCAACCAAACAAAAAUCUAAAACAUCAGAAAAUUCCCCCUUGACGCCCCAUCCACGAUUCUCACACAGUGUUUUAGUCUAAUAUAUGUACAUAUAACCAAUUAUAUUGAUUUGAAGAAGAUUAUAUUAGUCUCCGACAAUAAAUUGUGUCAGCACACUCGGCGAUAAAAAUGACUUUUUUCGUAAAUGUCAGAGUAGAAGAGGUCAACGAACACAUUUCUAUAAAAUAUGUACAUACAUGUUCCGUGAAGAGGGCAGGCAGGACGACACUGCGCUGUUACAAUGAUUGUAUUUUUAUUACAACUUUUAUCGAAAUAAGGGGAAAAGGAGAAGCUUAGCCGCGUAAUCUUAAGACACACACACGUGUUUGUUGUUUGUUGCAUGUUGACUGUUUAAAUUAAUAACAAUCUCAAUGUGAUAUACACGCACUUUAACGAAACGUUUUCCCGGCAUAUCACCUGACUUCAGGGUAAUGUACCUCACCUCGACAACGACAUAAUUUUCAAAUAAAUCAGUCCGAUUUUAGCGAACUGGAGUGCUUUCUCAUGAAUAUUAAUCAAAAGCUUCUGCUCCGCCGAGUCUGGUUUCUAUAACGAUGCUCCCGUUAUUAAAUGCAGCGCGCGAACGGGCGGGCUUCAGGGUAAUCAAUAAAAUGUCGUGGAGCUCAAAAACAAAAUUAUUAAAUGUGUAGCUCAUCUCAUCGCCGCGUAAAAGCACCAAAGGCUUGCUCGUCAGCGUCAAAAGCAACGAGUUCGUUAUGCUCGUCGCUGCGUCAUCGCCGCAUAAAUGUUCAUACCUAAUCAAUUUCCAAUCUUUGAGGGAGGAAUUUAUUACUUUUUGUUCCAGGCAGACGAAAUAGCGCUUGAAGUAUAGUUUUAUUUUCCAUUGAAUGCAUUCAUUAGCUAAAUUUUAAUUAACUAUGUCCAUUCAAUUAUGCUGGUAAUUUCUACCAGUUAAAAUCGGAUGGUAAAAACGUGCCCUUUUUACUUUAAAAAAAAAAAUUAGAUCAAAAAGUGCUCGAAAAUUGGAAAUCCUUGCUAAUUGUAGAUGGCUUUCACGUAUAUAACCAUUUUUUAAUUAACAUUGCAAUUUUUUAAAAUUAUUAUAUCCUCUCAUGGGGAACAAUCCCCGGCUAGAAGUUUUCAAAAGGGAUGUUGAUUUUUGCCUAUAGUAAACAAGUUGCCACAAUGCGUCUGUCUGGAUUCUAUAUUUACUCUGUUAGAAGCACGAGCAAACAAUUCAUGGCACUACUAUGCCGGUUGCUUUGAAGGGAAAAACAUGUGUUUGUUUUUUAAUAGAACGCACUGCAAGAACUUUUGCGAGGGAGGAAACAUUUGUAUCUAUUUUUUUCGCUCCCUCAAAGGAGUGUUGUUUGCAGGUCAUGUUUGUUUAUGAGAUUGAUGUUGAACAAUUGUUGAAAACUUGUAUAGAUUUUGUCUGGUGUUGGAUAUCAAAUAAAUCAAUUGAAAGUUGUUUAAAAA
Cloeon dipterum is the source of this 3570-nucleotide messenger RNA. RefSeq names its product opsin, ultraviolet-sensitive-like. The record is from RefSeq and is a predicted model, not a curated record. Lineage: Eukaryota; Metazoa; Arthropoda; Insecta; Ephemeroptera; Baetidae. Gene Ontology annotation, molecular function: G protein-coupled photoreceptor activity. Gene Ontology annotation, biological process: visual perception; cellular response to light stimulus; phototransduction. Gene Ontology annotation, cellular component: plasma membrane. The transcript is spliced from 7 exons. The coding region runs from base 113 to 1246 and encodes 377 amino acids.